Messenger RNA from Babesia sp. Xinjiang, 402 nucleotides. RefSeq lists its product as uncharacterized. The coding region runs from base 1 to 402 and encodes 133 amino acids. The transcript is spliced from 3 exons. NCBI's taxonomy places the organism in Eukaryota, Apicomplexa, Aconoidasida, Piroplasmida, Babesiidae. The record is from RefSeq and is a predicted model, not a curated record.
AUGAAGUUAUUCAUCUACUUUGCCGCAUCACUCCUUACCGGAGUAUUCUGCAACGAACUCCGCAGCGAAAACGUCGCCGCCGAGGUACCUGCACACGCAUCUCAGCCAGCUCUCGACACCUAUGCCGGACUCAUUGAAGAGGUGAACUUCGCCGGAAAAACCCCCGCCUUCGUAGACCGUCAAUUCACCACCGAAGAAAAUCUUGACAAUGAAAUUAUCCAAAGCACUGUCUUAACUGCCGGUGAAGGAGCUGAAGAAGAAGAAGAAGAAAAAGAAGAGGAGCCUCUACAGGAAGAAGAGACUAAAAGUGCGGAUGACGAAAAUGCAGCGAGUUCGUCUAUGAUUGAGCAAUGCGUUCCUUUGGCUGUCCUUUCAUUGGUGGCUGCCACCGUCUUGGCUUAA